UUGCUUUCAUUUUCAUAUGAUGCAUUCACUUUUCAGCAAAUGCAGAGGAAUGAUACGUACAUACAUUCCUCUGUUGUCAUAAAAGUGAAUCAACAUUUAAUACACAAAAAUUGAUGUUCACUCACUAAUUUCUUUAAUUAUAUAUAUAUAUAUGGGUAAAAUGAUGUUCUAUUUCAACUUGUCAUGUUCCAAUCUAAUAACCAUUCUCCUCAUCGUUCUCUCUCUAUGGAACACUUCAGGUUUUGCUCUCAAACAGUCAUAUAUUGUUUACAUGGGGGAUUAUGCGGAUGAGAUGUACCAAGUGAGCAAUAUUCUUCUCCAGAAUCGCACAGAGGCUCAUAUUGAUUUCCUUGGAUCCAUUUUAGGAUGCAAGAAGAAAGCCAAGGACGCCAUGUUUUAUUCAUACAGAAGGCACAUCAAUGGGUUUGCAGCGCAACUUGACGAGGCGGAGGUGGCUUUGAUUCGAAAGAAUCCUAUGGUUGUAACUGUUUUUCCAAAUGAGGAGAGACAAUUGAAAACUACCAAUUCCUGGGAUUUCCUGUCUCUUGGAACAAAUGGUGCAAUUCCACCACAUUCUCUCUGGAAAAAGGCCAGAUUUGGUGAAGAUGUCAUCAUCGGAUGUAUUGAUACCGGAAUUUGGCCGGAAUCAGCCAGCUUUCAUGAUCAAGGAUUUGGCCCAAUUCCUCAGAGAUGGAAGGGAAGGUGUGACAAGGAUAAUGGUGCCCCUUUCCCUUGCAAUAGAAAACUCAUUGGAGCGAAAUACUUCUACCAAGGUUUCGUAAAUAGAUAUGGGCGUAGAAAAUAUGUAGUUGAUACUGCCCGCGAUUAUAAUGGUCACGGAACCCACACGUUAUCCACCGCCGGUGGGAAUUUUGUGCCAGGAGCAAGUGUCUUUGGGAUGUACAAUGGAACAGCACGAGGCGGGGCGCCAAAAGCUCGAGUUUCUGCGUACAAGGUGUGCUGGCCGGCUUGUCUGGACGCUGAUAUCUUGAAAGCCUUUGAUCAUGCCAUUGAUGAUGGGGUGGACAUCAUCUCCAUUUCCAUGGGGGGCGCUAAAAGUAAUUAUUAUGAUAGUGCAAUUGCUAUAGGAGCCUUCACUGCUGUUAAACAUGGAAUCCCCGUUGUGGGUUCUGCUGGCAAUGAUGGACCCACCCCUGGAACUGUCUUAAAUACCGCACCAUGGAUUAUUACAGUGGGAGCAAGUACAAUUGACCGUGAUAUCACUGCAUAUGUCCACCUUCAGAAUGGAGUGCGACUCAAGGGCAAAGGCCUCUGGAAGGGAGUGUCAGAUGGUAGGAUGUAUCCACUUGUCCGCGGUGAAGAUGCCAGAACUCACUCUGCAUCUGCUGCGAAUGCGUCGGUGUGCGAGCCAGGAUCAUUAGACCCUAAGAAAGUGAAGGGCAAGAUUGUGCUGUGUCUGAGUGGGAGUCUUACACCAAUGCUGAAGGGGGAGACCGCUGCUAGAGCUGGUGCUGUUGGAAUGAUCAUUUGUAACCAUCGCACUUCCUCUGAUGCCUCUAUCCAUCAUCAUGUCCUUCAUACCGUACAUCUCAAUUAUAUUGAGGCUCUCGCCAUAUAUGCCUACAUGAACACCACUAAAAAUCCAAUGGGUUUAAUUACAUCCACCAAGGUAGAGCUUGGGGUAAAGCCAGCUCCUGUAGUUGCUGAUUUCUCCUCUAGAGGCCCAAAUAAAAACACACCAGAAAUCCUCAAGCCGGAUAUCAUAGCACCUGGAGCAGACAUCAUGGCUGCCUUUACAGAGGCCCAAAGCCCAUCGUUGUUGCCCUCUGAUGUACGCAGGACUAAAUAUGCUUUUAUGAGUGGAACAUCUAUGGCUUGUCCUGUUGCUGCUGGUGUAGUUGCCCUUCUCAAAGCCAUCCAUCCCCACUGGAGUCCUGCUGCUAUUCGGUCUGCUCUCAUGACUACUGCAACCACGUUGAGUAACACGAACGCGCCUAUUCUUGACGGGACGUCUUCAUUUGAAGGAACACCAUUUACCAACGGAGCAGGGCUUAUUAGACCUAACCUAGCAGCCGAUCCAGGCUUGGUAUAUGACUUGAGCCUAAGAGAUUACGAGACCUUUCUUUGUGCUAUUGGUUAUAACCAAACCAUAAUGAAGACCUUCACUGAUAACUAUACAUGUCCCUUAGUCAAACCAAACAUAGUGAAUUUCAACUACCCUUCAAUAACAGUGCCUGCAUUCUCUGCUGGCUCAUCAGUCACUGUGAGUAGACUAUUGAAGAAUGUUGGCUCACCUGGGACUUAUGUUGCUCAAAUUCACCAACCACUGGGAGUUUUAGUAUCUGUGAAGCCUAACAAUUUGCAAUUUACAAAGAUUGGUGAGGAAAGGAAGUUCGAGUUGACGUUUACAUGGGCCGGAAAUGCAACUAGCGCACCUCAUGAUGUCUACACAUUCGGCGAUUUGAUAUGGUCGGAUGGGAAGCAUAAGGUGAGAAGCCCAAUCGUUGUCCGUACAACACUAGCUUCGAACAGUAUUCCUAAACAACUUAGUUUAGACACAACCAUAAAUCUCUAGUGUAAUGGAUGGAUCACAUUAUUAUUCAGCACCAACAUCAUAUAUGCAUAUAUAUAUAUAAAUUGUAUCAGUAUUUCCAUA
Messenger RNA from Sesamum indicum (sesame), 2617 nucleotides. RefSeq names its product subtilisin-like protease SBT5.4. Gene Ontology annotation, biological process: proteolysis. The record is from RefSeq and is a predicted model, not a curated record. Gene Ontology annotation, molecular function: serine-type endopeptidase activity. Lineage: Eukaryota; Viridiplantae; Streptophyta; Magnoliopsida; Lamiales; Pedaliaceae.